Rhea pennata is the source of this 2678-nucleotide messenger RNA. It is a transcript of the gene CRLS1, whose product is annotated as cardiolipin synthase 1. Gene Ontology annotation, cellular component: mitochondrion; membrane. Gene Ontology annotation, biological process: cardiolipin biosynthetic process. The coding region runs from base 16 to 1008 and encodes 330 amino acids. Lineage: Eukaryota; Metazoa; Chordata; Aves; Rheiformes; Rheidae. The record is from RefSeq and is a predicted model, not a curated record. Gene Ontology annotation, molecular function: cardiolipin synthase (CMP-forming) activity. The transcript is spliced from 7 exons.
GGGGCGGCUGCCGCCAUGUUGGCCGCCGCGUGGCUGGGCAGGGGGGUGUGGGGGCUGCUCGGCGGCGCGGGGCGGCGGCGGCCGGGCGGCGGCGGAGCCAGGCCGCUGGCGAGCCGGCCCGGCGCCGAGGCCGAGGCGGCGGCGGCCGGGCGCUGCCAUGGCAACAGCGGCGGCUUCUGCCUGGCGGCGGGGUGGCGCGCGGCGCCCGCCCUGCGUCACCCGCAACGGCUGCUGCGCGCGCCCCAACGGCCGCUGCGCGCGCCCGCCGCCGCCGCCGCCUGGAGCCUCCUGCGAGGGGGAGGAGGCGGCGGCGGCGGGGCCGGGCCGCGGCGGGCGGGGAGCGGCGGUCCCCCGGCGCCGGACUCCCGCGGGGAGCGGAGCGCGGCGGAGCGCUACGCCGAGCUGUAUGAAAACCCAUGGACGAUCCCAAAUAUCCUGUCGAUGGCGAGGAUGGGUUUGGCGCCGGUUUUAGGCUACCUGAUUGUCGAAGAAAACUUCAACGUUGCACUCGGCGUCUUUGUUUUGGCUGGCAUUACGGAUUUGUUGGACGGAUUUAUCGCACGGAACUGGGCUAAUCAGAAAUCGGCUUUGGGGAGUGCUCUUGAUCCUCUGGCUGACAAAAUUCUCAUCAGUGUGCUCUAUGUAAGCCUAACUUGUGCAAAUCUUAUCCCAGUUUCACUCACUUCCAUGAUUAUUCUGAGGGAUGUAGCGCUCAUUGCUGCUGUUUUUUAUGUGCGAUACAAAACUCUUUCUCCACCGAGAACACUGAGUAGGUAUUUUAACCCCUGUUAUGCUACUGCCCAGUUAAAACCAACAUUCAUUAGCAAGAUGAACACUGCCGUUCAGCUAAUUUUGGUGGCAGCUUCUUUAGCAGCUCCUGUUUUCAAUUAUGUGGACAGCAUAUAUCUGCAGACAUUAUGGUGCAUCACAGCUUUCACAACGGUAUCGUCUGCAUAUAGCUAUUACUACUAUGGCCGAAAAACAGUUCAGGUGAUAAAUAACAAAUGAAGUAUUUCUGAAAGGACCGUGUCGUGGCAGCAUUGUUUGCUGUACUGCAGAAGAUGGUUGUAAUGACUGGAUUUUGGAUAAAGAACUCUGUUUUUCUGCUUAAACCAUGGCAUCACAAUGAAAUGAAGUUUGAAUGAGUACUGUGUAUAUAUAUAGAGACAGAUUUUUCAAUGUAUUUUUAAUUUGUUUAAAAAUAAGAUUGUUUACAAAAACAAAUAAAUAAUAUCCUUAAAGACAGGUUAUUGGUUGCUACCAUGUGCAUUUUGAAUAAAUCUUACUGUUUUCAGAAGUUAGAAAUAAGCACUUUUCACCAGCUUUUUUUUUUGGCAAAGCACUGCACAGACUGAGAUCAGAGUAGAAAAAGCAUUUUUAAGAACAACUUUGUCUUAGUGCCUCAACCUAAGUCAGUCAAGUGGCAUUGCUUGUUAGGACCUGCGACCUCCUCCAGCUUGCUGCAGAAGACAACAUGGCAUCAAGAAAUAGUAUCUUCAGAAAUUUGAACUGGAAUGUUAGCAGGUUUUACUUCAUAGUCUGUGGUGAUACAGAUAAUUCAUAUAGAAGUUACGUCCCCCCCUCGUUUUUUUUAAUAGUAGUGGAAGAUAAUGGUACUCAUCAAAGAAGAGAUUGAGUCUCAGAAUGGUUAGUUGUGCCGUGAUGAGUCUUUACUCAAAUUAGAUGUGGACGUGUGUUCCUCACAUUAGACUAAUAAUUUCUAGAGAUUAAAAAAACAAUUGUAUCUCCAGUUUCUUUAAAGCUUCUAAAAAGGCUGUGUAAUGCCAUUGGGGGAAAAGGACACUUCAAAUAUUGUCCAAAUUAAUGGAAAGAUUGGAAGAAACUUAGAGAUGCAUGCACAUACUGUUAUUUUUUCCUGUAUCUCUAGCUUCAAGAGGUGUACUGUGGUCCUGCUCUGACAGUGGCAAGUCACAUAUGUUCUUUGCCUGUUCUCUACUCACAGAAAGGUACGGAAUAAAUUACUAGGCAGAACAGAUCAUGUUGAUCAUAAUAACUUAUGUUUUAUAAUUUAGAGCCGUGUGUGAUUAAAUCUUGCAUGACAUAGAAUUGAGCGCAACUGAAGGGCUUAAAUAAUUGAAACUGGGUGGUAUAUGAUGCCAGUAUACUAGGAGAAGAAAAUUUAUUGUAGACAUCUCUUUUGAGAGCACACAGUCUUUUUUGUGACUGUGUAUGCUUGUAUAUACAAAAUAUUUUAAUAAUUUUUAUAUUUAAACUUGUACAGAGCGGUGCACAGAAAAAAAGUUUGAUUUUUUUUUUAUUAGUACUAGCUUCUUAGCAAUCUCGGUGUUUUGUGAGCUACGUUGAGUCUUGCAUCAAAGGGAUACAGUGCAAAUCGUAUGUUGUUUCUCAGAAAUGCCUGAGUAUUUCUUAGAACUGAACACCAUUUCUUCAAGAGCAUAGCUUAGCACGCAGAGGUUGAUUGUGUCCAGUCGGGUCAUUCCUGUUUGGUAGGGUUUUCUGUUUUCUUUUUUUUUCAAAUCAAUCAGAAACAUUGCCUGAAAUGGGCAGGGAAUGGAAAAAUUACUGGCCAGCAAAGGGUCCGUGGUGGCGUGUGUUGGUACGGCUGUCGCAGCUCGUGUUCAGAGCGAGUCGGAUGUGUAAUUACUUCGUGGCGUAUGCCACGGUCUCUGUGUUAAAUAAAAUUCUUCUAGAUGGCA